Molecule: messenger RNA, 2253 nt
Organism: Harmonia axyridis
Lineage: Eukaryota; Metazoa; Arthropoda; Insecta; Coleoptera; Coccinellidae
Product: spectrin alpha chain, erythrocytic 1-like
Exons: 3
Coding region: 1-2253 (750 amino acids)
Biological process (GO): actin cytoskeleton organization
Cellular component (GO): cell projection; plasma membrane; cell junction
Molecular function (GO): actin filament binding
Source: RefSeq, a predicted model, not a curated record
AUGGAUCAGACAACCUUGGAUUUCUUUAAGCAAGCUUUUGAGCAACUAACCAAGCAAAUACAGGAUAACCAUACAGAAAUUAAAUCCAACAGAACAGCAAUAAAGGAAAGCAUCAAAUCGUUUAAAAAUGAAAUAAAGGAUAAUUGUAGAAGAAUGAUGGAUAACACGAAAAGGUUAGAGAAUACUAGAAAUGAGGUUGAAUCGAAGAAACUGGAGGACAAUGAAAGGAACCAGAAUAAUCAGGAAGUGUCAAAAAUGAUGGAAGCUAUACCAGAUAGAAAAAAAGAAAGUUUGCAAAUGACGGAAGCCAGAAGACUGAAACUGAAAGAAUACAGGGCCCUUCAGAAAUUCCUGAAGAAUGUUUGCAGCGUGGAGAUCUGGUUGAAACAAAAGCUUCAAAUAACGGCAGAUGAGAGCAAAAGGGAACCUCAUAACCUGGAAAGUGAAAUCCAGAAGCAUUCUAUAUUUGAAGCAGAGGUUAUGGACAGCGAUGAAAGAGUGCAAAGCGUAAUAAACGAGGGACAAGAGUUACUACAUUCGAAUCACUAUGCCAAAGAUGAAAUAGCCAUAAGGCUAGAAGAAAUCAAAGAGGAUUGGAAGAGACUGUUGGAACUCAAGCAGAUCAAACGGGAAAAGCUGAACGAGGCAUAUCAAGCACUGCUCUUCAGGAGGUCCGUCGAAGAGUUUGAGGUUUGGCUAGGUGAAGUCGAGAUUGAACACCUAGAGAACUACGAGAGCAUCAACGAGAUAGAUGAGGAGGUACAGUGGUUGAGCGAUAGGAAAUCGCUGGCAGCGUCUUUGGACAUGAGUAUCAGUCUUACCGCGGUCCAGAGCUUACAGAAAAAGUAUCGGACGCUGGAGGUCGAGCUGAACUCAAGGGAACACAUCGUGAAAAGUUUGAUGGAUAGGGCAGUCAACAUGAUGAGAUCCGGUCAUGAGUUCUCCAAUGAUAUCAGUGAGAAGGUGAAGGAAUUGGAGAAUCGAUUUGUGAUGGUAAGGGAUAUGGCCAGUCUGAAGAUGUUGAGGUUACAAGAUGCCCUUGAAUUGGAAAAGUUUUACGAGGAGAGUUCAGAAGCUGAGGCCUGGAUUGAUGACAAGUUGUUGGCUCUGGCAACAAGUGAGGUUGGUAGAGAUGAGAUUUCCAUUCAGACGUUGCAGGGAGAGCUGAGUAUAAUAACUGCUGAAGUUGAAGCUUACCAGGAAACGAUCGAUAAAUUAUCCCAGAGAUGUUGCCAUCUUGUGGAAAGAGAGCACUACGAUGCAGAUAACAUCAAGAAAAGAGAGGAAGAAAUAGUGCACAAGUUCAAGAAGUUACGUCAGCUAGUGGCUCAGAGGGAAGUUUCCCUCUCUGAAGCCUUCCAGUAUUUCGGGUUCCUCCAAGAGUGCACCAAGCUCCAAGAAUGGAUCAAGGACCAGAUGACCAAUUCCAAAAUUGAAAAGCAUGGAGUUGAUGUCGAGCAUGUGGAACUUCUAAUUCAUGCCUUCGACACUUUUUACGCUAGUUUAAUGAAUAGCGAGGCAAGGCUCCAAUCAUGUUUAAUCAGUGGAAAUGCUCUGAUAGAAGCUAAAUGCAGAUAUAGCGCCAAGAUCCAGGAGAAGAUGAUUGAGGUCGAGACUCAAUGGCAGGAUCUUUUGGAGCUGGUAAACGGUCUGAAUGAACUCUUGGUCGGAGCAAAACAUGUGCAUAUGUUCGAUAGAAGAGCUGAAGAAAUAAUCUCUUGGAUAAGCGAGAAAGAAGUUGACUUGUGCUACGAUACCAAUAGUCAAGACUCGGAAAGUAACCAAGAUUUGCUCAGAAAACCUCAGACUUUUGAAGGCGAGUUGGAAGUGAUCGAGGACAAGGCGAACUUUAGAGAGCAAGAGGCCAAGAAACUUGUCGAGGAAUUCCCAGAAACCAAUGAGCACAUUGACAGCAAGAGAGAAGAUACGCUGGAAGCUUACAAAUAUCUUGUUGUGUGCGCAGAGAGAAAGAAAUAUAACUUGCAGCAAUUGGAACCAUCCCGAGGUUAUAUUAACCAAGAUAUUGCCGAGAAGUUCAAGAUCCUGAAGCUUGGAUUAGGGACUUGGAAGAAGCAAAAGGAUAUCUGCGAUCAGAACCUGGACGUUCAGUUAUUCAAGAAGGAGGUGUCCGUAUUCGUGAAUUGGCUGAUAACGAGGGACGACGCUCUCAAGGAAGAGAAACUGGAAGAUCUGAUCGGGACGUAUUGCGACUUUGAGGAGAGGAUCAAAGUUCGAGAGAAGACUGUUAGGUAG